This is a messenger RNA of Copidosoma floridanum, 2069 nucleotides long. Its product is annotated as xylulose kinase. Gene Ontology annotation, molecular function: D-xylulokinase activity. Gene Ontology annotation, cellular component: cytosol. The record is from RefSeq and is a predicted model, not a curated record. Gene Ontology annotation, biological process: phosphorylation; D-xylose metabolic process; xylulose metabolic process. Lineage: Eukaryota; Metazoa; Arthropoda; Insecta; Hymenoptera; Encyrtidae.
CAGUGCGUAUACACAGCGAGAGCAAAUUAUAUACCGUUUGCUCCGUUCGCGGAGACUUUUAACUUUUUUAUCGGUACUUACCAAGUAUACACAACUUCCGUCGAAAGAUGAGCGAACCCUCAGAAUCGACUUACCUGGGGCUCGAUUUCAGUACACAGCAGUUAAAAGCUGUCGUCAUAGACGACAAUUUCAACGUUUUGCACGAAACCAGUGUCCAGUUUGACAACGAUUUGCCCGAGUUUAGGACGUAUGGAGGAGUUUUACAAACGAAGGAAGAGCCGAACGUGGUGACAGCCCCGACCCUCAUGUGGGUGAAAGCCUUGGACAUGAUUUUAGAUCGUUUGCGAGUGUGCGGCGUCGAUUUCGGCAAAGUUGCUGCGAUAAGUGGAUCGGCGCAGCAACACGGAACGGUGUACUGGGGUAAGGGCAGUAGGGCCGUCCUGCAGAGGCUAGACCCCGAAAAGUUCCUGCACGAACAGCUCGCCUCGGCUUUCUCGGUAUCCCAAUCCCCCACGUGGAUGGACUCGAGCACCACGGCCGAGUGCAAGCAGCUCGAACGAGUCCUCGGGGGACCGGAGAAAUUGGCGGAAAUCACCGGAUCUCGGGGAUACGAGCGGUUCUCUGGUGCCCAGAUCAUGAAAAUCCACAAAAAAAAGCCAGACGCCUACGAAAACACAGAGAGGGUAUCUUUGGUGAGCAACUUCGCAGCGUCCCUCUUCCUGGGCGACUACGCGCCGAUCGACUGGGCCGACGCCUCGGGCACAAACCUGUUCGACCUCCGGGCCAAAGUCUGGCGGGACGAGCUGUUGGAGGCCUGCGCUCCGAAUUUGAGGUCAAAGCUGGACGACGCCGUGUCCUCGAGCUCGCUCGUGGGGCCGAUUUCGCGUUACUACACCGAGAGGUUCGGCUUCGACGACAACUGCAAGGUAGUUGCCUUCACCGGCGACAACCCUGGCUCUUUGGCCGGCAUGAGACUGAAAGAGGGAGACGUGGCUGUCAGUCUUGGCACAAGUGACACCCUCUUUCUGUGGCUGCACGAGCCCAAAACUACUUUGGACGGACACAUCCUCUGCAAUCCCCUGCAAGACGACGCCUACAUGGCUAUGCUGGGAUUCAAAAAUGGCUCGUUGACGCGCGAGCGUAUAAGGAACAGCGCAGCCGGUGGCGACUGGCAGAUAUUCAACGAGCUGCUGGACAACACGCCGCGGGGUAAUUUCGGCAAUUUCGCCCUGUACUACGACGUGCGGGAGAUAACGCCCGGUGUGGUUGCGGGCGAUCACCGUUUCAACAAGCUCAACGAGCGCAUCGUUCGGUACAGUUCGAAAGAGGUCGAGGUGAGGGCGCUGAUCGAGGGCCAGCUCGUCGCCAGGCGAGCCCAUGCCGAGGACUUUGGUUUCGUCAUCGGCCCGAGCACGAGAAUCAUCGCGACGGGAGGAGCUUCCGUGAAUAAACUGAUCCUCCAAGUGAUGGCCGAUGUUUUCAACUCACCCGUUUACGUUUUGGAGACAGCCAACUCGGCAAUGAUGGGAGGAGCUUACAGGGCGAAGCACGCGCUUUACAAGGACGAGCUGGCGUUUAGCGACAUUAUCAAUAAAUUGCCAGAAGCGAAGCUACUGUGUCAGCCGUACGACGACGCGGCCAAAAUUUACGAACCAAUGGUGGAACGGUACAGGAGGAUCAUCAAAGAAUUACUGGAUGAGCAGAAAUUAUAGACUAAUGGCAAUGUUAUUGCGCAUUUCUCCAUUAUUGAGAGGCUUCCUUGUGUGUAAUCAAGAAAUAUCUUUUUAUACGCACUACAAUCAUGCAUUCCGCGGAGAAAAGUUAUAGCUUUGUAUGUGAUUUACGUCGAAAGCGCAACGGGGGUAUUAUUUUUAAAAAAUCGUUUGUCGUUGUUGUUGUCAGUGCCUUUGUAAAAUUUUUACGACACACACGCACAAAUGUCGCGCUUAUACAUUAUUUAUACAUUAUACAUCUCAAAGUGCAAUUAUGAUCUGUUUAUAUAGAUGGAAUUUGUUAGAAAAAUUUUAUUUAUUCAUAUUAUUGUAUAAUAUAUGGUAUUUAUCCAACAA